Molecule: messenger RNA, 665 nt
Organism: Cryptomeria japonica (Japanese cedar)
Lineage: Eukaryota; Viridiplantae; Streptophyta; Pinopsida; Cupressales; Cupressaceae
Product: large ribosomal subunit protein eL42
Exons: 5
Coding region: 155-472 (105 amino acids)
Biological process (GO): translation
Cellular component (GO): ribosome; cytosolic large ribosomal subunit
Molecular function (GO): structural constituent of ribosome
Source: RefSeq, a predicted model, not a curated record
UUGAGAUAGAUUUAAUCGUAUUAGAAUCCCGUCCAAACCCUAGAAACACAAACGAGAGCCAUAUUUAAAGCUCCGACGUUCAUCGCAAUUAAGUUAUUUCGCCAAAGAAGAGAGCGCCGAGGAGAAGUAGCUUGUUUUCAGCGCAGCAGAAGCAAUGGUGAACGUUCCAAAAACUAAGAAAACCUUCUGCAAAAACAAAGCAUGCAGAAAGCACACUUUGCACAAGGUUACUCAGUACAAGAAAGGCAAGGACAGUCUUGCAGCCCAAGGAAAACGGCGGUAUGAUCGAAAACAAUCAGGCUAUGGAGGCCAGACAAAACCUGUCUUUCACAAGAAGGCAAAAACAACAAAGAAGAUUGUUUUGAGGUUGCAAUGCCAGUCUUGCAAACAUGUCUCACAGCAUCCAAUCAAGCGAUGCAAACACUUUGAGAUUGGUGGAGACAAGAAGGGGAAGGGAACAUCCCUUUUCUAGAUGGGAGGUUAUGUUCUGCAUUUGCUUGAACAGUUUACACUGUUUAUAUCUACAGAUACCUAUCUGAGACAAAAGAUCUGUUUUGACUGUAGAAGUGAGUUACACGGAAGCAAUCUAUUGAAGAUAACUAUUUAGUUUUGACAUUCGAGUAAUGUUUUGAUGAUAAUUAAAAAACUUAAAUUUUUUUCUUUCA